AUGUGUGGGUGCUCCUGCCUCUCUGCUGAAGUACCAAUCAGUUGGCACUGGACUGCAAUGGCGAACAGACGUGAUAUUGAAGCGAUGAGAACAUACACAAGAGACGCUUCACCACAUCACUUUAAGUUGGAAAUAAAGUCGUACUCCUCAUUAUCAACCACGAGCGCAGGAAAGUAUGAAUCUAGUGCCUUUGAAGCUGGCGGUCACAAAUGGAGGUUGGCACUUUACCCAAAUCAAAUGAUAAAUGGACAUUGUUACAUCUCCCUCUACUUGGCAACAGCGAAAUCAAGCGUUCCUUCUUUGAGAUCAGUGCACAGUGGUGUUAGUGCACCGCGUUCUUUGUUAUCAAUAUACAAUGGUAUUAGUGACGGGGAAGACGUUUAUGCCACUUUUAGAUUGUUUGUAUUUGAUCAGAAACAGCAGAAAUAUUUAACCGUCGAAGAUCGUGCCGGAACAUUAAGCCUAUUUGAUCGCGUGACAACGGAGGUGGGUUUUGCAAAAUUUCUCCCCCGCGAUACUUUCGAGCUUCCUUCUGAGGGAUACCUUCUGAAUGACUGCUGCACAUUUGGGGCGGAGGUUUUCGUUAAUACGAGUGGGAGGACGAGAUAUAGAGAAUCUCUUUCCCGGAUAAACAAUUCCAUGUUCAGCCGCCCUUUCCGUUAUGAUUUGCUAUGUGUUUAUCCAAAAGGAUACGGGCAACAUAAGGACAUAUCACUAUCACUUUACCUACGAUCGGCCGACGAUUUGUACACCCUUCCCAGCGUUUAUGUAGAAUUCAGGCUUCGGGUAGUGGAUCGAGCCUUUAAUUUACACCAUAUUGAACGAACAGGCAAACACUGGUUCCUGUCCUCGGACAACACUUUUGGUUGGUUAGAUUUUAUGCCGUUGCGAACUUUAAAUGACCCUUCAAAGGGGUUCCUUAGGGAUGAUAUAUUAUCAGUUGCAGUUGAAAUGCUGGUUAGGCAUGGGUCCUAA
This is a messenger RNA of Prunus armeniaca (apricot), 975 nucleotides long. Lineage: Eukaryota; Viridiplantae; Streptophyta; Magnoliopsida; Rosales; Rosaceae. The record is from the annotation of a GenBank genome assembly.